GCGAGGUUCCCCGCACAUUCUAGCAAGAGGUGAGCACGCGAUAUUUCACGCACUGCAAAGAACAGCAUGCAGUACCAUGCGGCGAUCCUGGCCACAAUUUGCAUCGUGGCGGUAAGCGCAGACCGCCGGUGUACCAGGUCUGGGGGCUGUGGGCCAUCCACGUGUGGUCCCCUAGAAAUGUCGGUACGCAUCAGGCCUCGGCGAGACCACUUCUGCAGGCCCUCAUUCACGCCCCCUUGGGAGCUGCGCAAACGCCGCAGCUGCGUUUGCAAGCGGCGCUACCUGCGCAACUCCUGGGGCGAGUGCGUUCCACGGAAGAAAUGCUUGGCGUGCAGGUUCCGCUGGCAAAGAGAUUAUCAAACGUGCGCGCCCGGAUGCCCCGCAACCUGCAACAAGCCGCUCAGCGCGUCGUGCGACCUACCGUGCACUCCUGGAUGUGCCUGCCCGCCUGGAUGGGUGGUGCACCCGAAGAGGUCAACGAUGUGCAUUAAGGCCUACAAAUGCCUUCCGAAAUGCCCGGCAAACUCAAGCUUCCAUGCAUGCGUGCCCAGUUGCCUCCCUAAGUGCGGCGAAAAUCGACCAAAGAAGUGUGCCGUCACCUGCGACGCUGGGGCCUGCGUCUGUAAUGAGGGUUACGUAGAACUGCAACAAGGUGGAAAAAAGACGUGCGUGCCCCAAUCCAAGUGUUCCUGGUAUGCUCCCACGACUCCUUCAUUUAGGCCUAACGCUACGCAAUAUACCGGCAGCAGGGAGGGGUCACACAGCGCUAUAAGUUCACUCGGUGGCGUCGUACGAAUCCCAACGAAUAUGAACUUACCCACUACGAUGGACCAGCCAAAUGAUGCACGAAGAUACCGGGUGGGCGCGCCAUCGAACGGUGUUGCAGGGCAUAGGGAGGGCACUUUGACGGUAGGUACGGAAUCAGGAGUGCCAAGUGUUACAGAGGAAACAGGCGGUGUGGGAUUCGGCACCAAUGUUCCACACUCGCAUGGCGCCGGAAGAGAUAUCUCCAGUGGUAGCUCAAGAAAUACUGCGGGUACACUAUCAACUGGUAGCUCAGGAAUUGUUAAUCUUACUGUUGGGGUACCCUCAAGCGGAAGCAUAUCGCGUGUUUCCGCAGUGAAAGAAGAAAUGCCCGCUGUAUUCGGCAUAUUAGGAACGCGCUCUCCUGAAACAGAAAAACCUAUUUCAGCUGGCGCCAUACCAAACUCAGGCGUUACACAUUCAGAUAUUACUCCAAGCGUUCUCGGAAUCCCUUCCGGACUUGCAGCCGCAGCAGAAGCGCCACCUGUUGCAACUCUGGUUGAAACGAGUGCUUCCAGUAGUAGCAAACUAGGUAAUCGGAUAUCUAUUAGAGGAAGGAAACCUUCGGGCGAGCGAGGUUUAGGCUCAGUAUCAAGUGGUACUAUAGGAAAUGUUGGGGCUGUUGUUGGUCUAGAUAAAAAAGGCUCUUUAGCAGGCUUUACCGUUCCUGAAGGCAGCAUGGGAUUUAGCACUGAUGUCACUCACCCAUUAGGCACUGGAUGGAAUAUUAAUGCAACCACAACAAAGAAAAUCAGUGCAUUCUCAAGUGUUAGCUCUGUAAUAGACAGUGCCACUGCUAGGCUACACUCAGGAGGCCAGCACAUGCCUCUUGGAGCAUCAACUGGAGUAGCGGUAGUUAAAUCCGGCACAGAAGGCUCGCAUUCACGCGGUACCACAGAGUCUCUCUCUAUUGGAGCAAAAAACUCGAGCAGUGCAGUACGAAGCGGUGUUACUCCAGGCCUCGGAGCAACUGCCGGUGUAGGUGCUCUAAGUUCACCAAAAGCAGUUUCACCAGGUGUUGAAAGUGCCUCAGGUUCAUCCACGUCUGUUGCCGUAGUGGCUGGUGGUGGAAGUGCAGUAUCCGGCGCAGCAGCUACGUCAGUACCUGUUACCACACGGACUGUUUCUGUGGGCGCUCAAAGCGUGGGAGGUUUCGUCCCACCUGUUGUCGCAAACCGACCCGGGUCCACAGGUGGUAGAAGUGCCAUGGGUACAGCCAUGCCUGGCAGCGCCGCAACAAAUGCAGGCGGUGAAGUGGCCAGCACUGUAGGUAGCCGCAUACAUAGUGUCGCAGGACCUCCAUCUACUGGCACCACAAGCUCGAAAGGAGUUCCCCCAAAAGCUGCUGGAAACAUUUCCGACGUUGCAGGCACAGUGCCUACCUUAAGUGCAAUUACGUCUGCUGGCGGAGGAACUGGAAGAGAACGCCUUGUAUCCGGUACAGAAAGUAAUCUCUCGCGUAGUGCCAAACAACCUAUUUAGGCUAACACCGGCACAAUCCGCUUUUCCGGUUCCGCAGUGGUGAGCUUAACUUAAAUGCACACAGUAAUUUGCCGUAGGAGCAGGCAGGCGAGGCAUUACCACCACCGGAGAAGGUACGAGCGCUUAAAGAGUUCUCCAUAACCUCUAUCGAUUGACGCUGCAACAACAACCAUCCGAAAACUCCCUCUAAAGAAUAAACACAGGUCACCCCAGCGACACUGGCCGCAUACUUACGGGAAGCUUUAACGGAGCUGUUCCAGCUGUCAGGCGUAAUUGGUGUUUAAACAAGAAAUUCAUGCGAUGUUGAAAACCCAAUAAGCCUUUAAGCACAAUAAACUGAAAUUGAGUCAUUUAGGAUGACGCGUCUACUUCCCUGCACUUUUCUAGCUUUUUGGAAAAUCGCCCUUUGCAUAUCGAACCAGUACCACUAUUUCUCGUCGCUGUACCGCCAAUAGUGUUAUCAAUAAAUUUUCGCACACGUUUGGAGCACUUGGUUUGAAGUUCAGCGCCUACACCCUAUCUAUUCGAAACACUUUCUGUGCUGCAAAAAAAAGUUGAGUACUCAGCAAGGUCAACAAGGAAUCUCGGCUUCCGGUCUACACAAUCCUGAGAACGUUAUGACAGCCGUCUACAAGUCCCGCAAAUUUCAUUCUACGGUAACAUACGUUAGCCGCAAUAAACAAAAUUGAGAAAACAACUGACAACUUUUCCGUAAGAGUGCAGCCGACUGCGUGGGUUUGCAACAAAUGUUCACCUUUUUUUUUUUUUUGGACGAAGAGAGAAUAGGCCACAAUGUCUGGAGCAAGCGCGCAUAGAGAAUUGUGUUAAAGGAAGCCGUUAUGGAAGUCGUACAUGUAAUUUCGGGGGCAGCCAUGGUGGCGGAUCACAGGUGCAACUGUUCAAGCAGAUUCAAUAAUAGGACAUCUUGCAAAGGUUUGCUAACAGGUUCGCCACGGUCCGUGGUGUCAUGUCGUGUUCGCAACGAGGGCAAUAAAAAUUGUCAAAACGGUGGCACAGCUUCGUA
Molecule: messenger RNA, 3310 nt
Organism: Dermacentor andersoni
Lineage: Eukaryota; Metazoa; Arthropoda; Arachnida; Ixodida; Ixodidae
Source: RefSeq, a predicted model, not a curated record